AUGGUCAGUGCAAUGCGCCAUAAAGCAAGUGAAUUGCAAAUUGAUCUGGAAAAUGAAGAAAUCGUUUUGCUGGGACACUCGUCUGAGUCUGCUGGAAAGCUGCUGAGAGGCACUGUUACGCUUAAUUUAACAGAGCCGAUGAAGAUAAAAUCAGUGACAUUGCUGUUCAUUGGAAAGAUGAAGGUAUCUUGGUCUGAAGGCAUUGGUCAUCAUCAGCAUUAUCACAAGCAAGAAAAAGACAUCAUCGAGCAUCGGUGGCAAUUCGUCCCCAUCAUGGAUCAAGCACACAAAAAGGCAUAUACAUUGGGAGCAGGGCAGCAUAAAUGGGAUUUCGAACUAUUGCUACCUGGUGAUUUGCCUCAAUCACUGCAGGCGGAAGGAGGCCAAGUGAUCUACCGAUUAAAGGCCGUUGUUGAACGCACCGCUUUUUUGCAGAAUAUCGUAAAGAAACAGACGGUACAGAUCGUACGUUGUAUGCUGCCCUCUGAAUUUGAACUUAUUCAGACCCUCGAAAUCCACAACACUUGGGCAGAGAAGAUGAUGUAUGAUAUCCUGAUACCUUCAAAAGUAUACGCCAGAGGUCAAUUGAUCCCCAUCACUUUUCACAUCACACCCAUUGCCACGAAAUUACGAGUGCGCUCACUCACAGGUACUCUAAAGGAAUACUGCACCUACACAGCAAACGAAUGUUCGAAAACAGACACACGCAUCAUCAAGUUGCAAAGAGUAGAGGAUCCCUUUCCAGCCAGCCCAACUGGUUCAACUUCUCCCAUCUCAUGGACAAAAGUGCUGCAACUGGAUAUUCCUCCCAUGUCCUCUCAACUGGCCUUCUGCGAUGCUGAUAAUGAGAUGAUACGUAUUCGUCACAAAUUGAAGUUCAUCAUUUGCCUUGUCAAUGCGGAUGGCCAUUUAUCGGAACUGCGUUGCUCAGUGCCUGUCUUGAUCAUAUCGUCUAUUUCUCGACAAACAGAACUCAAUACCUUGCCUGCUUAUGAUCAAUCAUGGCGCACUGUUCUCUGCAUGGAAAGUCCCAUGGCAUCUCCACGUAUCGAACAUCCUUCUGCCAUGGCAGCAGCAGCAGCAGCAUCAUCAUCAUCCACAACAUCAACAGCAACAGCUACGGAUGCUACCGCUCCAACAACAUCAACAGAACCUAUCGCCAUGGCAACGCCCACUACAGCAUCGGGAGCAAUGGCAAUGCCGAGCGACACUGUAGCAGUUUCACCUACUGACGACCCUCUAUGGUGGCAUGGAGCCAACUUGUCUCGUGUUCCCUCUUAUCGCACAGCUGCUCAGCAAGAGUCGGCACCGUUUUCAACAUCUUUACCCUCGUAUGAUCAGUUGUCUGUAUCUCCAAGACAUGCGGCCAUGUUUGAACAACUUUCCAUUACUCCAUCGAAUCGACAAACACCUCCCCCUGCAUCCUGA
This is a messenger RNA of Mucor velutinosus, 1428 nucleotides long. RefSeq lists its product as uncharacterized. The transcript has 2 exons. Gene Ontology annotation, cellular component: cytoplasm; cytosol; plasma membrane. Gene Ontology annotation, biological process: ubiquitin-dependent endocytosis. Gene Ontology annotation, molecular function: protein-macromolecule adaptor activity; ubiquitin protein ligase binding. The record is from RefSeq and is a predicted model, not a curated record. The coding region runs from base 1 to 1428 and encodes 475 amino acids. Lineage: Eukaryota; Fungi; Mucoromycota; Mucoromycetes; Mucorales; Mucoraceae.